AUGACUUAUCUACACGAAGGUGCCGAGCUCGUAGCAGAGUCCGGCAGGACAUAUCUGGCUGUGGACUCCCUAGGCCAGGACAAUGUCUGGAUCGGCGCUGAGAAGGGCAAGGACGACCAUGUCGUCAUAUUAAAGUCUCCAGGACCAGACGAUGCCCCUGGAGUCUGGCCAAAGUUCCAACAGGAGAUGACCAUGCACGAGCUGUUCAAAGACUGCCCGACAAUCAGAGAACAGGUCGACCGCAUCGCUCCUGAUGACUCUGGAUCGCCACCCAUCUUGGUCCUGGAAAUGAUCGCAACGACUGUCUGGAUGGCCAGGAAGAAGAGACCUUUUACCAGAUCAGAGAUCUUCGCCAUCGUCAGAGGUCUUCUGGAGAGUCUUCGAGACGUACAUGCUAAGGGCUUGGUGUAUUCCGAUAUCAAGAUGCCAAACAUAAUGCUGGGCGGCUUUGAAAACAACAACCCAUCAGACGGCAGCGAUUUGACAGUCAAACUUGGCGAUCUGGGCGAGGUCAUGUAUCCAUCGAGUGGUACUGCACAACCCAUCGCCUACCGAGCACCUGAAGUGUUUUUCAAGGGCGAGAUCGGACCGGCCUCCGACAUCUGGGCAGUCGGACUGGUACUGUCACACCUUCUGGAAGCGCAAACACACUUCUCCGAGACUGGGCUGUACAACGAUCUGUUCCACGAGGACAGUACCGCAGAUCAGUCAGCGCAGGUCUUGCGCUCCGCCAUCUCGAACGACUACGACUUGAAGAAUACCGAGUGUUAUCAGGGAUGUGCUUUACCAUUCUCGAAGGGUGCAGACCACGUCAACCGAUGGGAUGGACUGCGGGAAAGGCUUUCGCCCGCUGACGUUGCAUUUCUGGAAGAGAUCAUGAAGGCUGAUCCUCGAGAGCGGCCAACCGCUGCUAGCUUACUGCAGCAUCCAUGGUUCAAGAACAAUGAUGCUCCCUCUGACUAUGUUUCGCAAGUCGAAGCCAGCGCAGAUGACGGCAUGAAGGAUACUGAGUCUGCCCAGGGAGUCGACGGUAAUCUUCCGCAGGCGCCUCAGCAUACACUACCCAACUCGCAUGCGCCGAUCGAGUUCCAGAGCAUCAACGAAUCCAUGGCUGGGAAGGAAAUGGUUGUCGGCACUGAGCCAUCCAGGCCUACUCAAACCAUCGCAAGCGACAAAGAGAAGGCACCUCAGGAUGCUGCAAACAGCUCGUACGCUCCAAUUGAGUUCCAAAGCAUCGACGAGAGUACAAUUCGCACGAGCGUUGAAGCUAACGAUUCAAAACCAGAAGCUCAUCCAGGAAGCGACGCCAUUCCUGUCGCAGCUCCUCAACUCAGUCCAGUCAGAGCCUUCAGCCCAAUCAUAUUCCAGGACAUCCAUACUAUCGGCGUGCCCAACGACUUCUCCGACGAAGCUGUAUCGAGAAUCAGCAACGCACAGAAGCGACUAUCGGCACGCGGUGUCAAUUCUGUUCAGCUGAACAACCAGCCGCUCGUCGACAGCAAGCAUAAACGGGAAAGCAUACAUUUUCGGCCGAUCUCUGUAGGAUCAGCAUCUGGUCUGGGAGAUGCUUGA
This is a messenger RNA of Fulvia fulva, 1572 nucleotides long. RefSeq names its product Serine/threonine-protein kinase US3. Gene Ontology annotation, molecular function: protein kinase activity; ATP binding. The coding region runs from base 1 to 1572 and encodes 523 amino acids. The transcript has a single exon. Lineage: Eukaryota; Fungi; Ascomycota; Dothideomycetes; Mycosphaerellales; Mycosphaerellaceae. Gene Ontology annotation, biological process: protein phosphorylation. The record is from RefSeq and is a predicted model, not a curated record.